This is a messenger RNA of Closterium sp. Naga37s-1, 1616 nucleotides long. NCBI's taxonomy places the organism in Eukaryota, Viridiplantae, Streptophyta, Zygnematophyceae, Desmidiales, Closteriaceae. The record is from the annotation of a GenBank genome assembly.
CCUUUGGUCUGACUCUCUCUGGGGCAUCAUAUGCGCCAGUGGGAGCUAGUCCCUUUAUGCGCUACAUGAGUGCGGACUAUCUAGUGUUGGCCAACCAGCAGAGUGCAUGGCAAGUCAGCGGCUCCCACUCCUGGGACUCCAUGCCCUUCCUUGGCUGGCCGGUCAAGAACCAGAAGGACUGCAGUGCGAGUUGGGCGUAUGCGGUGGUGGCGAGUGUGGAGGCAGCGUACGGCAUUGCGCUGAACAGUGAGGCGCCACGGCUGUCAGUGGACUCACUCUUUGCAGCCAUGGAGCUCACCUCCCUCACUGCCAAGUGCAUGGCAGGCGGCUCUCCUGCCGCGGCCUUUGACAGGCUUAUCACUCUGCCCAGUGGUGGACUCACAACAGACAGCAAGCCGGGAUUUGAGCGCACGCGGUUCAAGGGUUAUGUGGGGCUCAUGCUGGCAGUUCGGCGGCAGCCAGUGGUGGUUCACAUCGAAGCCUCUGCAGCCACGUUUGUACAAUAUGACGAGACCUUCAAGUACCAGGAUCCUGCCUGCUACACUGGCAACCUGGACCAUGCUGUACUCGUUGUUGGGUACCUCCUUUUCACAAAUAAUGACCGCCAAAGCCAAACUGCUCCACCGUUCUGGAUCAUCCGGAACUCGUGGGGAGUGGAGUGGGGAGACAGAGGCCACAUGCGCAUGGACAUUCAGGGAGGGGUUGGCGUGUGUGGCAUCAACAUGCUGCCUGGCAUUUACCCCAUUGUCAAGAGAUCCGUGCGGCCAGAAGAGCUACAAGGGCAAUGGGGAUCUGCAGCCCAGCAUGAACCCGCCAUUCCAUGCAACCAGAGUUUGCCGCAGGGCAAGGUGAUCAAGCUGGGAGGCACUCCCACCACCCCCUGCACUGCAUUCUUCUAUGCCCUCAAAGGCGACACCUGCUCCUCUAUCAGCGUCCAGCUGGGACUCGCAUCGACUUACCUUGCCUCUCUGAAUCCCGGCCUGGACUGCUUUGAGCCCAUCAAGGCGGGCCGCUCUCUUUGCAUCGAGCGCAACACCACCUUCGCCUUCACUGUCCCUCGGUGCUUGCAGUACGGCAUGCUUUCAGCUCAGGACACGUGCGAGAGCCUGCUGCAGCAGAGCAUGAAUUCAAGUGGGGAGGGGUCGACAAGGGCCGAAGUGGUGACUGCAACCAGCUGGACUGAGCUCUACCGUUCAAAUCCUGGCAUCAUCUGUCCCCGCACUAUCCCUGCCUCUAGUGCCACCAUUGCCAGUGGGGCCAGCACAAAGGUUUGUCUCAAGGCAGACUACGAGUCCAUCAAUGCUUACACUUGCAAGAUUGGCAGGCGUAAGGUGGUGUCUCCUUUGCUCACAUGCCCGGUUGUCAACAAGGGCGCCAAGUCAACGCCGGCCAGCACGACCGGCACCCCCCGUCAGCGUCACCGCCGCAGGCAGGCACACGCGCCUGACACGAGGCCUCAGGCGCACGUGGGCCCUGACGCGCCUCAGGCUGCUGACGCGCCUCAGGCCACUGACGCGCCUCAGGCCGCUGACGCGCCUCAGGCCCCUGAUGCGCCUGUGGCCUCGCCUGUCUUCACAUCGGCCCAACUGCAGCAUCUGUUGUCCCUGUUACAGUAG